ACCCACUAGAUGACUCUCAGGAGCUCCAUGGAGACCUGGCGGAAAGGCUCCUUCCGCAAUGCCUCCUUUUUCAAGCGAAUCACCCUGGGGCGGCCACGGAGACUGCAGCGACAGGGCAGCAUACUUAGCCAGGCCAGCACUGCUGGUGGUGACCACGAGGAGUACAGCAACCGGGAAGUCAUCCGAGAACUGCAAGGGAGGCCAGAUGGACGGCGUCUGCCCUUGUGGGGGGAUGAGCAUCCCCGAGCCACCCUACUGGCCCCACCCAAGCCCCCACGCCUCUACCGAGAGAGCUCCAGCUGCCCCAACAUUCUGGAGCCCCCAGCAAGCUACACAGCUGGCUACUCGGCCACCCUGCCUUCAGCAAUCUCCCUGACAGGGCCGCUUCACCAGUGCUCAGAGGAGGGCCUUUCGGACACUCCCCACUUCCCGAGGACACCUACUCCGGACCUCAGUGACCCUUUCCUCUCCUUCAAAGUGGACCUGGGGCUCUCACUUCUGGAAGAAGUUCUGCAGAUUCUAAAGGAGCAAUUCCCAAGCGAGCCCCACUUCUAACCUGGUGAGGGUAGUGAGAACUGGGGUGACUGGAGGAGUGGCGCCUGUGGACCCAGGCGAGGAAGGUAC
This is a messenger RNA of Mus caroli (Ryukyu mouse), 624 nucleotides long. It is a transcript of the gene CUNH15orf62, whose product is annotated as chromosome unknown C15orf62 homolog. NCBI's taxonomy places the organism in Eukaryota, Metazoa, Chordata, Mammalia, Rodentia, Muridae. Gene Ontology annotation, molecular function: small GTPase binding. Gene Ontology annotation, biological process: regulation of cell shape; positive regulation of actin filament polymerization; positive regulation of pseudopodium assembly. Gene Ontology annotation, cellular component: cytoplasm; plasma membrane; cytoskeleton. The record is from RefSeq and is a predicted model, not a curated record.